AUUUCCUCUUCUCACUUUGGUAAAGCAAAGGGGCAGAACUUUAAGAGCUGAAGUACCAUGCAGAAGACUCACUCUUCCGUGUUUUAUUUGGAGCCUCUGAGGGGAUACAGAGCUGCAAAGGACAAUUUGUUCUUCAUCCUCAGUUCCCUCCACCUGCAUCACCACCUGACUGGGGAAUAGACAUCAUCCCAUGACAAGGUUUUAAUUCAAACCUUCAUUGCUUCCUGUCAAGAUGAGCAAUCAGGAGGUGAUUUAUUUGAACUCAAGAGCUUUUGAGUCUUCUUCAGAGUCACAGAAUCCAAUCAAGCCUAAUGAGACUCAAGGUUCCAGAGAGGUUGGCCACAAAGUGGGUCUCGGGAUCCUCUGCUUACUUCUGAUGAUGGCAAUCUCAAUUUGGCUGAUAUACAUUUUUCAGUGUAGUCAAGAAAUAUAUAAAUUGCAGAGAACUCUAAAAAAUCCCCAUCAAGAGAACAACACCAUGCAAAAUGACAACUACUUAAUGGAAGAAAUGUUGAAAAAAAAGUCUAUAGAUUACAAUGCCCUCAAACAUGAUCUGGACACACUCAACAGAACACUGAACAGAUGCUACCAGGAAAGUAAAUUUGUUUUAGAUUCCAAACAGCACAGAGGCAAACGUGUUGAAGGACACUGGUUCUGCUGUGGCAUAAAAUGUUAUUAUUUCAUCAUGGACAAUAAACGCUGGAGUGGAUGUGCAAAGACCUGCCGGGACUGCAGCUUAUCCCUUUUGAAGAUAGAUGAUGAUGAUGAACUGAAGUUCCUUCAGCUCCAAAUUAAGCCAAACAGUUAUUGGAUUGGGUUAUCAUAUGACACAAGAACAAGGAAAUGGCAAUGGAGUGACGGUGGCCCAUCUAAACUUGACUUGAACACAGCGGAAUUCGAUCUUAAUACUGGAACAUGUGCAUUUUUAUCUAGAGUAAGACUAGAUAAUGAUAACUGUGAUCAAUUCUACCCCUGUAUCUGUGAGAAGAGACUGGAUAAUUUCGCUGAUUCAUACUGCAGCAAGAGCUAAAGACAAAAUGGAAUGUGCUGAUCAUCAUUUGUUUCCUAUAAUAAUUUGUGACUCCUUAUGAACAAGUGUUUUGAUCCCAGGACUUGGUUCUCUCUGCAAACAGAGAGAUGAGCUGGAAGAGUUUGAAAAUAUUCUCUGAAAUCUGACUUGGCAUAGCAGAGGCAAUCUUUCUUCCUGGAAGACACAGAACACAUCUUCUCUGCUGCAUGGACACCCUUUGCCACAAGCUCUGAAGAAUCUGCUCUUUCUGUUUACUUAAACACUCAUAGAACUAAAUAAAGAACCCUAAAGAACA
Messenger RNA from Peromyscus leucopus (white-footed mouse), 1325 nucleotides. Its product is annotated as T-cell surface glycoprotein YE1/48-like. The transcript is spliced from 7 exons. Lineage: Eukaryota; Metazoa; Chordata; Mammalia; Rodentia; Cricetidae. The record is from RefSeq and is a predicted model, not a curated record. The coding region runs from base 233 to 1030 and encodes 265 amino acids.